AUGUCGGCAGCCUGGCUCACUCCGCCCAUCACUCUGACGGGGAGUCGGGAUUUUGCCUGCGAUAGCUUUGGCUUUACCGAAGAGCAGUGCACCUACUACCAGGAGCGAUGGCAUUUUUGGUUCAUCGCCGACUACGUCUUUGCGCUGUCGACCAUCGCCUUUCUCAUGAGCGUCCUCGGCAUCUUCGUCAUUGGUAACUUUGUCGCGCAGCUGUUGGGAUAUCGGGCCUGGCGCGCCUCUUCCCCAUGGAAAAGAGCCAUCGCCUUGACACGAUACUUGUCCUACCGUGGCUUCCACGUCGAGGCCCUGCAAUGGAACUCGGCCCCCUUGGGGCUUCUACUCUUGGCAGCUGCGGGGACCGUCUUCUUCCUCUGCAUGGAUCUGAUUCCCGAGCCAUACUACUGGCCAAGCCUUGGCUUUGGUGGUUCUCCACCGUUGGGAACACGAUCGGGAUGGAUGGCCUUGGCAUGCAUGCCCUUUGUCUUCGCGACAGCAACCAAGACGAACUGGAUCACGCUCCUCACGGGCGUUUCCCACGAGAAGCUCCAGGUCUUCCACCGAUGGAUAUCCUACGUCUUCUUCCUCCUGGCACUUAUGCACACGUUUCCGUUCAUCGUCUACCACAUCCGGUUCGGGGACAUGAUCAUGCAGUUCGAGAUGGGUCUUUUAUUUUACUGGACAGGCAUCGUGGCCAUCAUAUUCCAGGCUUGGCUUACCUUUGCCUCCCACAGUGUGAUUAGAAAUUUAGGUUAUGAAUUUUUCAAAGCCACUCACCUAUUCGCCGCCGCCAUAUUUGUCCUGAUAUUCUUCUGGCACUGCGACUACACCUUGACUUCAUGGCACUACUUCAUUGCGACAGCGGCCGUGUACGUCCCUUGCUACGUUUAUCCCUGGCUGCGGACUUGUAUCGAGUACGGCACGCGGGUAAAGGCUCAAGUCACCGUUGAAGAAAACGGCUUCACGCGAAUUUCAAUCCCGGCAAACUUCACAUGGGUGCCGGGACAGCACUGCUUCCUCCGCUUCACCAGUUUUGGAUUCUUGCAGGCCGCCUCGGCCCAUCCAUUCACUAUAUGCUCAUUGCCAUACCGACAAGUAAAUAAAAAGUCGGAGCUCGUCUUCUAUAUUCGCCACCAGCGCGGCUUUACCGCACGUCUGAACCAGUUUGCUCUGAACCACCCGGGUGCCUUGCUUCCUGUGCUUGUGGAUGGUCCCUAUGGGGGGAUUAACAUUCAGGCGUACGCUCACAGCGACAACCUUCUCAUCAUGGCGGGAGGGUCAGGCGCGGGCUGGACCCUGCCGUUUAUUGAGCAAUUUGUCUUGCGUCAGUCCAAGGCCGUCGAUGAAGGGCCUGGCCAAACAACAGACCUCGACAGCGUGGAGAAAGAGACCGAAAGCCAGGAGCGCAGGACCUCCCGGCCGUUUACUCUCCGCGUCAUACUGGCGACUCGAGACACCGCCAGUCGUAAAUGGUACCUUCGAGCUGUCGAUGAGCUGUUGUCCCGAUACUCAACAAGCGAGUCGCUUUCCAACAUCAGUAUCCACUUACACCUCACUGGCAAGGCUGCACAAGAGGUCGGUUUAGCUGACAAGGCUCAAGACCUUCCAGCAGAGUCAAGCUCCUCGCCGGACGGCAUCACCGCCCAAGAAAGCACAACACAUAGCCCGGUGUUGGCCACGUUGGCCAAGCAACUCGACGGCCGGCCACAACUACCGCUGGUCAUCCAGGAAGAGGCGGCAAGAGUGGCAGACGCAUGUGAAUCGCUCUCGGUCUUUGUUUGUGGACCGGCUACAAUGCAAAAUGACGUUCGAAAUGCUGUUGCGGAGGCAAAUCUGAAGGUUCUGAAGGGAUCCAAGUCUGGAGGGGUCUAUUUGCAUUCCGAGCAUUUCUCUUGGGCAUAA
Metarhizium brunneum ARSEF 3297 is the source of this 1899-nucleotide messenger RNA. Its product is annotated as Ferric/cupric reductase transmembrane component 7. Gene Ontology annotation, molecular function: ferric-chelate reductase activity. Gene Ontology annotation, biological process: iron ion transport; intracellular iron ion homeostasis; copper ion import. Lineage: Eukaryota; Fungi; Ascomycota; Sordariomycetes; Hypocreales; Clavicipitaceae. The record is from RefSeq and is a predicted model, not a curated record. Gene Ontology annotation, cellular component: plasma membrane.